UGUCUUGAACCUGAAGUAGUUCAAUUUUCUUUUGUGACGAUAAGAUUAUAGACACAUAGUGUCUCACAAUACCAACUAAGAAAGUGAUGACCACUAUUGGGAGAAAGACCCAGAAUCUAAUAUGAGGAUCUAGUAACAAUUCUGCCAUUAUUGUCACAAAAAUGUACCUAAAAAAUGUACAACUCCUCCUUCUUCUUCUUUUUUUAUAGCAAUCUAGUAUAUAAUGUACUCUAUGAUGACAAUUGGCAUGCUCAUGCACGGUCGGUUUGUGCGUUCAGCCAAUGUCAAUUUUUUUUUUUAAAUAAUUUUAUGUCUUGGAUGCUAUGUCAAAUUUAGUUUUUUUUUUUGGUUAAGUUCUCCCUUUUCAGGGAAGGCAAAGAGAACAAUGCCCAUACAGCCUAGUCUUAAAUUAAAUUAUUCUGUCCUUUUUUUACAUUAGAAUGUCGGUGUGACGCAUUCUAAUGUUUCUUGAAGUGUUUGGCACGAAAUAUAUCGAGCUGGCUUUUUCGAUAAGCUUCUGUGAGGUAGUCAAUACUACAAUAAAAUUCUCACGUCCACUUGACCGGAAUAGCGUAUAUUUUGAUGAUUAAUUCUUCAGUUACGCAGGCAGUUGUAACACAAAAUCACACCAAUUUUAUUUCACAAUAUCCACUAUGAACGAAUUUAAGAAUAAUUAAAAUAAGACGCCAACCACACUCCAUGAAAUCCCGCCAAAAACUCCUGUCAAAAGUUUCUAAUUCCUUUUUUUUUUAAUUAAGAUUCUCCCUUUUCAGAGAAGGCAAAGAGAAUAAUGCCCAUACAAGUUAUUUUAAUCUUUUUUUUACUUUAGAAUGUUGGUGUGACUCAUUCUAAUGUUACUUGGAGUGUUUGGCACGAAAUGUAUCGAUUUGGCUGUUCCGAUAAGCUUCUGUGAGAAAUAAUAUGCAUCGUGGGAAAAAACAAGGGUUAGCCAAAAUUCAAAAUAAAAAUUCAAAUGAUCUGGAAUCUAAUUAUGAAGAAACCGGUAAAGAUAAGAAUAUUUCAGAACCAACAGCAAGUAAGUUGCUUGCUUUAAAUGAAUUUAAGUUUCAAAAGAAACCACAUAUUACAAUAGAAUAUGAAAAGAAUUCUUGUGACAAAGAGGAUCAAGAGGAAAGAAAAGGACUGUGGGAACCACAAAACUGGAAGGAUUUUUUAGUAAACUUAAAGAUAAUGAGGUCAAAUAAUGAUGCGCCUGUGGACACUAUGGGUUGUCACAAGGCUAUGGAUGAGAACGCACCUCCAGAGGUGAUGCGGUAUCAAAGUCUUAUAGCUUUAAUGUUGUCGAGUCAAACCAAAGAUCAAGUGACAUUUGCAGCUAUGGAACGUCUCCGAGCAAAGGGUUUGACUGUAGACAAUGUGCUUGCAAUGAGUGAUGAGGAAUUGGGACAAUUGAUAUACCCUGUUGGAUUUUGGAAGACAAAGGUGAAAUACAUAAAGAAAACGACCCAAACAUUAAAAGAUCAAUACAAAGGAGAUAUACCAGAUUCUGCAGAUAAACUUUGCAAACUUACUGGUGUAGGCCCCAAGAUGGCUCAUAUCUGCAUGCAAGUUGCCUGGAAUAAAGUUACAGGAAUUGGGGUUGAUACUCAUGUGCAUAGAAUCAGCAACAGGAUUGGUUGGGUAAGAAAGCCCACUGCAACACCAGAAGACACCAGAAAAGCUCUACAAACAUGGUUACCUUUUGAGUUGUGGAGUGAAGUCAAUCAUCUUAUGGUAGGAUUUGGACAGACAAUAUGUUUGCCAAUUAACCCUAUCUGCAAUGAGUGCUUAAACAGAGAUAUUUGUCCAUCAAGUGGUCAAGGCAGAAAAUCACCUAAAAAGUCACCUAUCAAAACAGAACCAAAAUCAGUAACUAAUGAGAUUGAUAAUGCCCUACAACCUAAGAUUAGAAGUCCAAGAAAAAAAUUAGAGGUUGAUGUUAAAGAGGAACCCACCAUAAAAUCACAUGUGCAAAAGCAAUCUCCUCGAAUUAAAUAUGAAUCACAGUUAAGUAAAACUACUAAUAUCAAACCAGAAACUAUAAAGCAGAGGGAGGCUUCCAAAAGUCCAAGAAAUAAAUUAGAGGUUGAUGUUUGUAGGGAACUUCCUAAGAAAUCACCUGUCAAAAGGAAAUCUCCUCAAAACAAAGAUGAACAACUUGUUAAUACAGUUAUUGAUAGCAAACCAUUGAUAGAAACUAAAAAGCAAAGGGAGUCUUCUAAAAGUCCAAGAAAUAAAUUAGAGGUUGAUGUUUCUAGGCUACUUCCUAAGAAAUCACCUGUCAAAAGGAAAUCUCCUCAAAACAAAGAUGAACAACUUGUUAAUACAGUUAUUGAUAGCAAACCAUUGAUAGAAACUAAAAAGCAAAGGGAGUCUUCUAAAAGCCCAAGAAAUAAAUUAGAGGUUGAUGUUUGUACAGAACUUUCCAAGAAAUCACCUGUCAAAAGGAAAUCUCCUCGAAACAAAGAUGCGCAACAGCUUAAUACAAUUUGUAAUUACAAACCAGAAACUAAAAAGGCAAGGGAGGCUUCCAAAAGUCCAAGCAAUAAAUUGGAUGUUGACAUUGGCGGGGAACUCUCCAAGAAAUCACCUGUGGAAAAGAAAUCCCCACGAAAUAGAAAGAUCAGUGAAGAAUAUUAAAUCAGAAACAAAGAAACCUACAGCUACAAACAAAUAAUCGUGAAGUAUUUUUGUUUUCUGUCGGGAUUAAGGUUGUUAUAAAAAUAAUUAAGUUGAUUUUUGAUAAUAUUAAUUGAUUACAUUAUGUGAUAUUAAAAUAAAAAACUUAAUGGUUAUCCAAUUGUUUUAAUGCUUUCUUCUACCAGUUUUCUUUUUAGACUUGUCUUUACCAGGCUGAGAUUUUGUGUUCAUCCGACUUUUCUUUUGUUGAGAUUUCUUCUUAUUCUUCACUCUAUCCAAUUUACUCUUCAUUUGAAAUACUUUGCUUUUCUGAAUCUUUUUAGUAGCUUGUUUUUUUAGAAUUUUCUUUAUCUCUUUCUUAGUUUUAAUUUCUUUUUCAUUAUUUUCUUCCACAUCAGAUUCAUCCAUUCCAUUUUCUGUAUCAGAAGCCAUCCCUGGAAUGACUUGAGCAUUGUCUUUUUUAUUCUUAUCUGUAAUAUUAUUUUUUACUGUAGCAUCCUUAGGUUUAUUCUCCCCAAUAACUAAGUCUUUCUUCUGAAGUGUGUCUGUAGAUAAUUCUACUAUUUUAACAUUAACAUCCUCAUCUUCAUACUCUUCCUGUAACAGCUGUUCAAUAUCUGGAAUGGGGCGUGAAGAUACUACCAGUUUUUUAUAAGCUUCCUUGUUCUGAAAACCAGCAUUAGUUAGCGAUAAAUAAAUGUAGGUUGUUCAAUGUUCCUGAACGAAAUACGUUUAUUUUAGUAUAAAUUCAAGCAGUUUUUUACCUCUAGUUUUAUUCUUUUCUUUUCUUCUUUUAACAUACGUUGUAGUUCUUCUUGUGCUUUCUUCUUUCUCUCUAACUUCCGUUUACGAAACCCACAAAGGAAUUUCUUUUGUUUUCGUCGAAAACUAAAGUAACUUUUUUCUUUCGUUCUUGAUUUUUAUUUUUCCUUUUUCCCAUUUUGAACUCUUAUUAUAUGUACUUUUUUUAGUUAGGUGUAAAUAAACAAUCUCAAGUCGUUCCUCACGUUAACACUAAAUUCUAACCUCUAGAAAUUGUCAAUUUGACACAUGCUUU
Messenger RNA from Chilo suppressalis (striped riceborer), 3697 nucleotides. The record is from the annotation of a GenBank genome assembly. Lineage: Eukaryota; Metazoa; Arthropoda; Insecta; Lepidoptera; Crambidae.